UUUUUUUUUCGUGAAGCUUAGUGUGUAUGAAAGUGAAGGAGACCAAUGGCUUGCUUUGCUUGAUUUCAAGCCAAUAGACUCUGACAAUUACCCCUAAUCCGCCGCAUUCCGGCUGACAAAACAAAUCACCUCCGAUGCUUUCCGGGCGCCACUCCGCCCUCCUACUCUCCCCCAUUUUUUUUGGGAGGAUAAUAACUUCUCCAAACAUGAUCGAAUCAUGAGCCAGGUUUCCCUUGUGUGGGACGCUAAGCCAUCGUCGCAGUUCGCAGUUCCCGAUCGCGGCCCCUCACUUGGCUUGAUAUAGAUACCUUGUGACGCCAGUAUUCCGAGGUGCAUUGGUUGGCACUUAGUCUUACAUUCCCGAGCCAUAAUAAAUAAAGUGUUUUUCUUGUAUCAUUACCUUUUUUUGUUUCACUGAACCUACGUCACUCCCCUCCUUGUUAGCAACAAAUCUCAUCACGGACGACAAGAUCUUUGUAUAUUAACAUAAGUUCUGACUGAUCAAGCCAGAAACCUUUCCCUCCACAAUGCCCUCAAUAAACAUUCCCCCUACCGAGCUGGUAGCGGACUCCAACAUUUUUGGCGGGAAUGCUGUCGCCCGGACUAGACGUACACAGCCGAUUGUAUACUCGGGCAGCCUCGACCAGUACAAGCAGGCCGACGUGACUCCUGUUAUCGGCACGGAAUUUGAAGGCCUGCAGAUUCGGGACUUGCUCAAGGCCGAAGACCAUGUUAUAAGAGACCUUGCCGUCACGAUAUCACGCAGGGGUGUGGUGUUCCUGAGGGAGCAGGAUGUCACCCCAACAGAGAUGAAGGACUUUAUGCUGAGGUUGACAGACCUGGCCGGUUGCCCCGAAUCAUCAGGCCUGCACGUCCACCCCCUGACGGAGGAGGGCUCCGAGCUGGGCGACCAGAUCUCCGUCAUCUCGUCCGAGAAGCAAAAGAAGGGCGGCGGCCUGACCCACAUGCUCUCCGACGUGUCGCGCCUGGCCUCUGCCGCCUGGCACACCGACAUCUCGUUCGAGCCGGUGCCGUCCGACUACGCCAUGCUCAAGAUCCACACCCUGCCCCCGACCGGAGGCGACACCCUCUGGGCCUCGGGCUAUGAGGUUUACGACCGCCUCAGCCCCGCCAUGCAAAAGAUGCUCGAGGGCCUGACGGCCACCCACGACGCCACCUUCUUUCUCGACGAGGCCGAGAGGCUGGGCAACCCCCUGCGUGAGGGCAUCAGGGGCAGCCCCUUGAACCAAGGCAAGGGCCUCAAGGCUGUGCACCCUGUCAUUAGGACGAACCCCGUCACGGGUUGGAAGUCCGUCUAUGUCAACCGCGGCUUCACCAAGCGCAUCAACGGCGUGACGCGCGACGAGUCCGACCUCCUCCUCCCUUACCUCUUCAACCUGGUGACGCAGAACCACGACGCCCAGGUGCGCUUCAAGUGGCGCAAGAACGACCUCGCCAUCUGGGACAACCGGAGCACGUGGCACUGCGCCACGUACGAUUACGACGACGCCCGUGCUGGGGACCGCGUCGCGUCGUUGGGUGAGGCGCCAUACCUGGAUCUGACGAGUUCCGGGCGGAGGGAGGCGUUACUGAGAGAGGAGAACGAGGGCAAGAGGGGGGAAAAGAGAAAGGCUGCACCUUGAUGUAUGAACGAGAACACGUAAAAAUGACAGAAAAAGAAAAAAAAAUUAUAACUUUUCUCUUUUACCCCUUUUAUAUGAUAACGACUUUGCCGCCUUUACUGAAUGUGCUGCUGGUGCUAUCAACAGAGAAUAUAAUACACUACCAAGCGUUGAUUGAAAGGAUAACUUAGAAACAGGAACAUGAACAGGACAACAGAAAGAAU
Messenger RNA from Pyricularia grisea, 1846 nucleotides. RefSeq lists its product as uncharacterized. The transcript is spliced from 4 exons. NCBI's taxonomy places the organism in Eukaryota, Fungi, Ascomycota, Sordariomycetes, Magnaporthales, Pyriculariaceae. Bases 528 to 1643 code for a protein of 371 amino acids. The record is from RefSeq and is a predicted model, not a curated record. Gene Ontology annotation, cellular component: cytoplasm. Gene Ontology annotation, molecular function: 2-oxoglutarate-dependent dioxygenase activity.